UUUUAUGAGGAAAAGUUACAAUGUGAUGAUUCAUUAUGUAAUAUACGUAUGUUAGAUAAUUCUUAUAAGGCUAUUAUAUUAAAUAUUACUUUGAAUGUAUCUUCAUCGACUGAUCAUUUGGCUGUAAGAUUUAAUUUUGUUUUUCCAGAAAUGAAUGUUAAAAUUCCUCCACGUUUGAGAUUUAAUAUGCACCCAUUUAACAGAGGACAGUUAGUUAUACUAAACUUUUCUGCUGUUAUCAGAAGAACAUAUAAUUCUUUGUGGACUAAAAUAUUUGGAUUUGAGCCAGAAUUAGAAGAAGCAAUUAUUAAUACUGAAAUAAAAGAACUUCAACAAACUUUAAAUUCCCAAUAUACUAUUUUGGUAUUGCAACCAAAAGACAAUAUUACAUAUUACGAAAAUUAUAUUUCUCGCCGUAAUAUUGGUUCCAUUGUCUCAAAUACUGGCGGUCUUUAUGGUGCACUUAUCGGAAUAUAUAUUCUACUUUUCGGAUCUAUAAAGCUUUCUCCUUGGGGUAUUGUACAAAAAUAUACAUGCUGUUGGAAUCUUCGUGAAGAUUACAUGCAUCGAUUAAUGAAACGAUAUGUUUCUAAAGCUGGGAUUCCUUUGGUUGAAAAUCCAUCUAAAUUGCCUCCAAAUGCCACCAUCGAAAAUAGAAUUGCGGCAUUAGAAACAUUAAUGAGAGAAUUUUUCUUGGAUGAUAGUUCUUUAGUAAAAUUAAAAGAAAUACAUACAAGAUGCAUUAGAUACCAAGAUAGAAAUAAUGCCUUGAUGAGAGAUGAUUCGUUACAGAAUGAUAUUUUUAUAAAUGUCAAUGAGAAUGAUGUCUUGAUGAAUGAUAGUACAUUUCAGAAUGAUGUUGCUAUAAAUGGUAAUGAAAACGACACGCUAAUGAAAGAUGGCAUUUCACAAUAA
This is a messenger RNA of Dentiscutata erythropus, 915 nucleotides long. Lineage: Eukaryota; Fungi; Glomeromycota; Glomeromycetes; Diversisporales; Gigasporaceae. The record is from the annotation of a GenBank genome assembly.